GGCUGGGCAAAUCCUUUGCUCCUAAACGUGUGGCUGUGGUUGAGAAUAUUUGGAGGGUUUGUUUGCCUUAGUUUGGAGGUUCAUUUAUUUUUUUUUCCAGCUUUUAUCUGAAUUUUAAGUUUAGUUUUCUAGGGUUGAGACAAUGGCUUUCUUUGUGAAAAAUAUGAUAAGUAACCAGGUAAAGAAUUUAGGAUUUGGAGGUGGGUCUGAAGAAAAGAAAGAAGAAGGAGGCACCUCAGGCCCUGCCGCAGCUCAAGGGAUGACUAGAGAGGAGUAUGAGGAAUACCAGAAGCAGAUGAUUGAGGAGAAGAUAGAAAGAGAUGCUGCAUUUACUCAGAAAAAAGCAGAGAGGGCGUGCCUCAGAAUCCACCUCAGGGAAAAGUAUAGGCUCCCCAAGAGUGAAAUGGAUGUGACACAAAUUCAGUUGGCUAGAGAUGAUGUGGAUUUGCCAGAAGAUCUCCAGAAGAUGGUAGAUGAAGAUCAAGAGGAGGAAGAGGAUAAGGAUUCUAUUCUUGGGCAGUUGCAGAAUCUCCAGAACAUGGACUUAGAUACUAUAAAAGAAAAGGCACAAGCCACCUUCACAGAAAUCAAGCAGUCAGCAGAACAGAAGUGUUCUGUGAUGUGAGGGG
This is a messenger RNA of Nannospalax galili (Upper Galilee mountains blind mole rat), 629 nucleotides long. RefSeq names its product complexin 4 (gene Cplx4). The record is from RefSeq and is a predicted model, not a curated record. NCBI's taxonomy places the organism in Eukaryota, Metazoa, Chordata, Mammalia, Rodentia, Spalacidae. Gene Ontology annotation, molecular function: syntaxin binding. Gene Ontology annotation, biological process: synaptic vesicle exocytosis; regulation of neurotransmitter secretion; neurotransmitter transport. Gene Ontology annotation, cellular component: terminal bouton; SNARE complex. The transcript is spliced from 3 exons. Bases 143 to 625 code for a protein of 160 amino acids.